Messenger RNA from Aureobasidium pullulans EXF-150, 1422 nucleotides. Its product is annotated as oxalate decarboxylase family bicupin. The transcript has 3 exons. The record is from RefSeq and is a predicted model, not a curated record. The coding region runs from base 52 to 1347 and encodes 431 amino acids. Lineage: Eukaryota; Fungi; Ascomycota; Dothideomycetes; Dothideales; Saccotheciaceae. Gene Ontology annotation, biological process: oxalate metabolic process.
CACAUCCUCAAUCUUGUUCCUUUCACGACCCAAUCAACACUACCACCAACAAUGACCAAAUUUCCAAAGAGCGUCCUCGAGGAAAGACGAGCUGCUAGCCUUAAGCUGCUUGAAGCCCUUGAUGCAUAUGACAACGCAAACAAAGAUGAGGAAUCAAUUCCCGUACCCAAACGUGGCAGGAAAGGCAAUGAUAUCCUCGGACCUCAGAACCCGGAUCGUAUGCGUCAGGAGCCAGAUACCGUAUGCCCACCUGACACCGAUCAUGGAAAGAUGCCGAACAUGAAGUGGUCAUUCACCGACUCACACGUACGUCUCGAAGAAGGAGGCUGGGCGAGAGAGACUACCGUCCGCGAACUUCCGACUUCCAAGGAGCUCGCUGGCGUCAACAUGCGUCUCGGUCCUGGCGUCUACCGCGAACUCCACUGGCACAAUGAAUCAGAAUGGGCGUACAUCAUUAAAGGCCAAUGCCGCAUCAGCGUCCUCGAUCUCGAAGGUGGCUCAUACAUCGAUGAUCUUGAAGAAGGCGACCUCUGGUAUUUCCCUACCGGCUUCCCUCACGGUAUCCAAGGCACAGGAAAGGAAGGCGUGGAGUUCCUAUUGAUCUUUGACGAUGGCAGUUUCUCCGAAGACAGCACGUUCCUACUUACCGACUACAUCGCUCGUACUCCAAAGUCCAUCUUGGCCAAGAACUUCCGUGUCGACGAAGAAGUGUUCAACUCCCUGUCCGAAAAAGAGAAAUACAUCUUCCAAGGCACCAUUCCUGGUUCACUCGAAGACGACCGCAAGAAAGUCACCAGAUCAAAACACCGCUUCACCCACCGCAUGCUCAAGCAAGAACCCAAAAAGUUCCCAGGCGGCGAGGUUCGCAUAACAGAUACAUCCAACUUCCCCGUCUCCAAAACCACCGCCGCAGCACACGUCAUCAUAAACCCAGGCUGUCUCCGUGAAAUGCACUGGCACCCAAACGCAGAUGAAUGGUCAUUUUUCCUCCGCGGCCGUGCCAGAAUCACAAUCUUCGCAGCUUCAGGCAAUGCACGCACGUUCAACUAUCAAGCCGGCGAUGUAGGUAUCGUGCCCAAAAACAACGCCCACUAUGUCGAGAAUAUCGGAGACGAGCCAGUGGAGAUGUUGGAAAUGUUCAAAGCUGCGAAAUUUGAGGAUUUCAGCACUGAGCAGUGGUUAGCGCAGACGCCUGCUACGACUGUAGCUGAGCAUUUGAAUUUGGUCGGAGGGAACAGAGAGAAAUUCUUGAAGAGUUUGAGUAAGGACAAGACUGCUGUCAAGGCGCCGUUGAGGAAGACAAGAUCGAUGAGUGAUAUGGCGAAGGCACUCGAGGAGCUUUUGUAAGGAAUACCAAGUACAAUUAUACUGCUUUCGGUAACAGACCCUACUGAUUUCAUGUUUAUAUCUAUCAGAAUCGAC